AUGGCGGAUAGAUACUCCUUCUCGUUGACUACAUUCUCCCCCAGGUUCGUACAGCUUCAUUACUCUACCGAGAGUGCUUUUGCCUCGCCGGCUGGAAAAUACGCAUUAAAUGCAGUCAAUCAAGGUGUCACGGCGCUGGGAAUCAAAGGCGAAUAUCUGACCACAUUGGUAGCUACAAACGGCAUUGUCCUUGCCACAGAAAAGAAGUCCUCGUCACCCUUAAUCGACCCUCCCUCGCUCUCGAAAGUCAGCCUCAUCACCCCCGACAUCGGUAUGGUCUACUCAGGCAUGGGACCCGACUACCGAGUACUGGUCGACAAAGCCCGCAAAGUCUCCCACACCGGCUACAAGCGCAUCUACAACGAGUAUCCACCAACGAGAAUAUUAGUGCAGGAUGUUGCAAGAGUCAUGCAAGAAGCUACGCAGUCAGGUGGUGUACGACCGUACGGUGUUAGCUUGUUGAUUGCCGGGUGGGAUGAGGGUGUUGAGCCGGAUUCCCAGGAGGCUGCUACGGCUGAUGCGCAUCCGGAUGAGAAGAAGGCUUCUGGCAAGACGGGUGGGGUCAUGAAGGGUGGACCUAUGCUGUAUCAGGUUGAUCCCAGUGGAAGUUAUUUCCCAUGGAAGGCUACUGCUAUUGGCAAGAGUGCUACAUCUGCAAAGACUUUCUUGGAGAAGAGAUACACGGAGGGUUUAGAGCUAGAAGAUGCAGUCCACAUUGCCCUGUUGACCUUGAAGGAAACGAUCGAGGGUGAGAUGAAUGGAGAGACUGUAGAGAUUGGCAUCAUUGGGCCACCAGCUGAUCACUUACUUGGCGUUGACGGAGUUGAGGGAGCGCAAGGACCAAGAUUCAGGAAGUUGAGCCCUCAAGAGAUUGAGGAUUAUCUUACGAAUCUAUGA
Molecule: messenger RNA, 897 nt
Organism: Lachnellula hyalina
Lineage: Eukaryota; Fungi; Ascomycota; Leotiomycetes; Helotiales; Lachnaceae
Gene: pca-2
Product: putative proteasome subunit alpha type-2
Exons: 5
Coding region: 1-897 (298 amino acids)
Cellular component (GO): proteasome core complex, alpha-subunit complex; proteasome core complex
Source: RefSeq, a predicted model, not a curated record